AUACUCAUCUAUAACUUUAAUCCCUGCAAUUGUCAAACAAUCUUUACCAUCUAUCACUUUUGUCUCAGUAUUUUGAGAAUUCAAAUUUCUCCUCCUCCUCUAAACAACCCCAUGUAUUGCGAUACUUUGUACAAUUUAUUCACUCAGUCAUGCCUAUCGUUAGCUUCUGGAUUUGGGCAUUGUUAUUUUUGCUUAAAAAUAUAUUUUUUCUCUUUCUAAUCUUCAAGUUCAAUUGGCUAAUAAGGGUGUUGUCAGUUAUAGUUUGCAGUAUUUUCCCGGGAUCCGGACCCUUAACACAAUCUAUAACCACUCUAUUGCUCAUUUCCAUAUUUACCCCUGUAGAUAAACUUCACUCUCUCAUACCUGUAAAAACCACGAGGAAACCCUAAUCGAAGCCAAAUUCGGGUCUCUGCAACUCCGCUUUGGUUACCCACUGUUGAUGCAAUGGAUAUGUCAGAUGCAGUCAUUGUCAAUUCCAGCAGAUUAAAAUCUGUUGUGUGGAAUGACUUUGAUCGGGUGAAAAAGGGUGACACCUGUUUGGCUAUCUGUAGGCAUUGUAAAAAGAAACUCAGUGGAUCUAGCACUAGUGGAACAUCACAUUUGAGAAAUCAUUUAAUUAGGUGUCAGAGAAGAUCUAACCAUGGCUUGGAUCAUUAUUUUCCAUCAAGGGGAAAGAAAAAAGAGGGGACCCUUGCCCUUGUGAGUAUUGAGCAGGAACAGAAAAAGGAUGAAGUAAUUAACCUUGGGAAUAUUAAGUAUGAGCAAGAGCCAAUGAAAGAAGACACGAUUAAUGUUGGGAAUAAUAACUUUGAUCAAAGGCGGUGUCGAUAUGAUCUUGCCCGCAUGAUUAUCCUACAUGGCUACCCAUUGGCUAUGGUUGAGCAUGUUGGAUUCAGGGUAUUUGUUAAGAAUCUACAGCCACUUUUUGAACUUGUGACAUCCAACAGAGUUGAGGUUGACUGCAUGGAAAUCUAUGCAAAAGAGAAACAAAAGGUGUAUGAAGUGCUGGAUAAACUACCAGGCAAAAUCAGCAUCAGUGCUGAUGAGUGGGCUACUACAGGUGAUUCUGAGUAUUUGUGUUUGACAGCACACUUUAUUGAUGAAGAUUGGCAAUUGAAAAAGAAGACUUUGAAUUUCAUAAUGACUGAUCCUUCGCAUACAGAAGAGGUGAGUUCAGGGGUUAUAAUGACAUGUCUAAUGGAUUGGGAUAUAGAUCGUAAGUUAUUUGCAGUGACAUUUGAUAGUGGGGCUAGCAGUGACAACAUGAUCUAUAGAAUUAAAGAUAGGCUGUCUCAGAACAGAUUCCUCUAUUUAAAUGGCCAAUUGUUUGAUGUUCGCUGUGCAACAAAUGUUGUCAGUCUGAUGGUUCAAGAUGUUCUGGAAGCACUCUGUGAUGUGACGUACAAAAUUAGGGAAAGCAUUCGAUUUGUAAAAAGUUCACAAUCAACACUAGCAAAAUUCAAUGAUCUGGCCAUAGAAAUUGGAGUCGAGAGUCCUAAGUGCUUGUGCGUUGAUAAUCCAUCACAAUGGAACUCUACAUAUACAAUGCUUAAAGAUGCAUCAGGGUGCAGGGAGGUUUUUUACCGUCUGCAAGAAUAUGAACCAGACUACAGAAUGUGUCCGUCUGAUUUAGAGUGGGAGAGAGUGAGUGCCAUUAUUGACUGCUUGAAGCUCUUCGUUGAAGUUACUAAUGUUUUCACAAAGAGCAAGUAUCUGACCGCAAAUAUCUAUUUUCCUGAGAUUUGUGAUAUACAUCUGCAGUUGAUUGAAUGGUGCAAGAAUCCUGAUGAAUUUCUUAGUUCUCUGGCCAUGAAAAUGAGAAGCAAAUUUGAUGAAUACUGGGAUAAAUGCAACUUGGGUUUAGCUGUUGCUGCCAUGUUAGAUCCCCAAUUCAAGAUGAAGUUGAUGGAAUAUUACUAUCGGCUGUUAUAUGGGAGUAGUGCUACAGAGCUGAUUGAUGAUGUUUUUGAGUGCAUUAAGACGCUAUACAAUGAACAUUCUAUUGGCUCUCCAUUAGCUUCACUUGACCAAGGUCUUACUUGGCAAGUAAGUAGCUCUGGAACUUUGGUUAAUUCUGGAAAGGAUUCAAGGGACAAACUAAUGGGGUUUGACAAAUACCUAAAUGAAACUUCUCAGAGUCAAGGGUCGAAAUCAGAUCUAGACAAGUACCUGGAAGAGCCUCUCUUUCCUCGUAAUGUUGAUUUCAAUGUAUUGAAUUGGUGGAAAGUUCACACUCCAAGAUAUCCAAUCCUGUCAAUGAUGGCACGCAAUAUUUUGGGAAUCCCCAUGUCAAAAGCUGAAUCUGAAUCUGCAUUCAACAUUGGAAAGAGAAUGCUGGACCAUGAUCGAAGUUCACUGCGUCCACCUCUUGUUCAAGCUCUGAUGUGUUGUCAAGAUUGGAUGAGUGAAUGAAAGCGCGAGGUGAUGUUUUAUUAGUUAGGUUGUUAAUAGAGGCUUUUCUUGUAUCAUUUUCCAAAAGCAUCUAUUCAACUUCAGAUGUGAAGCUCAGCUACAAUCCGAAUAAAGUCAAGUCUCAAAUAUAGUGGGCGUUCCAUUACAAUAUAUAGUGGCCAACCUAACAAAUGGAUACAGUCAAUUCGUUGGCUGUGGAGAAGUAUCGUGUUACUAUU
Molecule: messenger RNA, 2630 nt
Organism: Mangifera indica (mango)
Lineage: Eukaryota; Viridiplantae; Streptophyta; Magnoliopsida; Sapindales; Anacardiaceae
Product: zinc finger BED domain-containing protein RICESLEEPER 1-like
Exons: 2
Coding region: 445-2412 (655 amino acids)
Molecular function (GO): protein dimerization activity; DNA binding
Source: RefSeq, a predicted model, not a curated record